Molecule: messenger RNA, 906 nt
Organism: Tetrahymena thermophila SB210
Lineage: Eukaryota; Ciliophora; Oligohymenophorea; Hymenostomatida; Tetrahymenidae
Product: NAD-binding domain of 6-phosphogluconate dehydrogenase family protein
Exons: 2
Molecular function (GO): NAD binding; oxidoreductase activity; NADP binding
Source: RefSeq, a predicted model, not a curated record
AUGGCUUAGUCUGCAAUUAAAACUAUCGGUUGGAUUGGAACUGGUGUUAUGGGUAAGUCUAUGUGCUUACAUUUGUUAAACGCUGGUUUCUAGCUAAAUGUUUACAAUAGAACUGCUAGUAAGGCUGACGAAUUAGUCAGUAAAGGAGCCAAGUUUUUAGCUCCUGAAGAUUUAGCUAAAAAUUCUGAUGUAGUAUUUUUGAUGCUUGGUUAUCCUCAUGAUGUCUAAUAAAUGGUAUUAGGUGAAUAAGGAAUUUUAAAGCACAUGAAAAAAGGUUCCUUAUUGAUUGACCACACUACAUCCGCUCCUUCUCUUGCUGUAGAAAUUGCAGCCGAAGCAUAAAAGUAUGGAAUCGAAAGUAUUGAUGCCCCAGUUAGUGGAGGUGAUAUCGGAGCUAGAGAAGCUAGAUUAGCAAUUAUGUGUGGCGGUUCCCAAGCUGCUUUUGAUCUUGCUCUUCCUAUUUUAUAAAAGUAUGGUGCAAAUAUCUAAUUAUUAGGUGGCGCAGGAGCAGGAUAACACACCAAAAUGACUAAUUAAAUUUUAUUAGCUAGCAAUAUGUUAGGUGUUGUUGAAGGCUUACUCUAUGCUCAUAAGGCUGGAUUAGAUUUAGAUUAAGUAAUUAAUCUUAUUAAGACUGGUGCUGCCUCAUCUACUGCAUGGCACGUUCUUGGCUCAAGAAUGGUUAAGCGUGACUUUGAACCUGGCUUCUAUGUAGAGCAUUUUAUUAAGGAUAUGGAUAUUGCCUUAGAAGAGGCCAAAAGAGCUAACUUAUGUCUCCCUGGAUUAGGCUUAGUAAAGUAAUUUUAUCAUGCCUUAGUUGCAUAAGGAGGUGCUCGUAAUGGAACUUAAGCUAUCAUUAAAGUUUUAGAAUAAAUGAACAAUGUUUAAAUCGGAAAGAAAUAAUGA